AGGUUGAUUGACUAUAGUCUUAUUUAAAUAUAGCACCCCUAUGAAUCUUGAUCUGCUGCAUAUCUUCAUCAUGUCGAGUGAUACCCUUGACAAAAUCUACGAUGUUUUUCUCAGCUUUAACGAUGACGCCAAGCGCAGCUUCACGGGUAAUCUCUAUAAUGCUUUGCGCCAUAAGAAAAUCAAGACCUACUUCCUAGAUAAAAACGAUGAUAGUGAUGAGGACUACGACCAGCUUUCACCCUCUGAUCUCAAAGCAAUUCAAGGAUCUAAGAUUUCAAUUGUUGUUCUGUCUCAAUACUAUGCAUCCUCAUCAAGGUGUACCGAUGAACUUGGGAUCAUCCUUGAAUGUAUGAGGAUGAAGAACCAACUAGUUUGGCCAAUCUUGUACAAAGCAGAUAUCUCGAAUGUAAGGCCUGAAGAAGACGGGGCCGAUCAAGUCAGGACUUACUUUAACAUGAAACCAAAAUUCAGUUCUGAUUCUGAUGAGAGGGUGCAGCGACGGAAGCAGGCUUUGUGGGAAGUCAGCAACUUGAACAGAAGGCUUUACCGCGGAACUGAUGAUGAGUGUGAAUAUGAUUUCAUCCAAAACAUUGUGGAAUCAGUCGUCAAAUCACUGCCCCACUAUGAUAUUUUUAUCAGUUUCACCGGGGAAGAUACCCGUCACUCUUUUACAGGAGUUCUUUAUCAUGCUUUGCACCGAGAGGGAUUUAAAAUAUUCAUGGAUGAUGAGGAAUUGGAGGGUGGGAAUCAAAUUUCAAAAACUCUUCUCGAGUCAAUUGAAAAAUCAAGGCUUUCGAUUGUUGUUUUCUCUGAAAACUAUGCAUAUUCUUCAUGGUGUCUCGAUGAACUUGACAAAAUCAUUGAAUGCAUGAAAACUAACAAUCAAUUAGUUCUGCCGAUAUUUUACAAAGUAGAGCCGUUAGAUGUAAGCAAUCAAACAAAUAGCUAUGGGCAUGCCAUGAUUGCGCAUGAAAAUAGGUUUGGAAAGGAAUCUGAGAAAGUGCAAAAAUGGAGGUCAACUUUGUCCGAAAUUGGCUUCUUGGAAGGAGAGCAUGUCAAAGAAAAUGAGUAAGUAUGAAUUUGAAUUCAUCAAAAAAAUUGUACAAAAGGCCAUUGACAUUGAACAAAACAUGUGAUACCAGGCACCCAUCUCGAAUGUCAACUAGAAGGAAGACUUGACUCCAUCUUUCAAUAAAAGUGUCUUCCAAGCCUUAAAUGAUGAAGCCUACAAGUGAUGGUAUUAUUACAAGCGAUUACCUGCUUCGAAAUUCUUAGCAAUUGUAAUGAUUUGAUCUUUUAUGCGACGGUUCUUAAUCGGCCUUCAUCACAAGAGAGUAUAGAAAACUGUCGCAAAAGCUCCUUAUAACUUGAUUGUUGAUGAAUUUAAAUUGAUAGUGCAUCUUUUCUUACUUUGGCCACGAAAAUCUUCAAGAAGCAAUUCCAUCUAAGAUGUCCAAAGGGAAAAAUUGUUCGUUCUUUAA
Messenger RNA from Lotus japonicus, 1481 nucleotides. Its product is annotated as disease resistance protein RPV1-like. The record is from RefSeq and is a predicted model, not a curated record. Lineage: Eukaryota; Viridiplantae; Streptophyta; Magnoliopsida; Fabales; Fabaceae. The transcript has 3 exons. Bases 41 to 1072 code for a protein of 343 amino acids. Gene Ontology annotation, biological process: signal transduction.